This is a messenger RNA of Anoplopoma fimbria (sablefish), 2463 nucleotides long. It is a transcript of the gene slc67a1, whose product is annotated as solute carrier family 22 member 18. The transcript is spliced from 10 exons. Bases 367 to 1644 code for a protein of 425 amino acids. Gene Ontology annotation, molecular function: transmembrane transporter activity. Lineage: Eukaryota; Metazoa; Chordata; Actinopteri; Perciformes; Anoplopomatidae. Gene Ontology annotation, biological process: transmembrane transport. The record is from RefSeq and is a predicted model, not a curated record.
GGUUAAAAUGUAAACUUUCUUGCAGAAAGCCCUGAAGGUGUGCCGGUCGGCUUUGUUCAGACAGUAUUUCCGGACAUGUUUUUGCAUUAAAAGACAGGUGAACAAUGCAUGAGUGUUAUAUUUAUUUGUAUUAUAUUAUUUUAUCUACUUUGGUAGCUUAACGCCUCCUUGUCGCCUCUCUGCUCGGUUCCAAAGUACAACUAACAUCAGGUUAACAGGUUUAUGUGAGAGUCUACUGGGUCAAAGGUGUUUUGUUUUUUUACUGGACAGCUGACACCUUGAUCCUGCUGCAGUUUUAAUCCUCCUGCAUGUUUGCAGCUGGAUUUAAACAUUGCUUUUUAACACCUGUUUUCUGCAAGAAGCAACAUGAGUGGAAGAGUAGAAACAACCAAGGAAACGUCCUCCAUGGGUUCACUUCCCACCCAGGAUAACGUCACAGAACAACACAAGAGGAAGAAAGUCAUUAACGUCGUUUACAUCAUCACUGCUUUGGAUAUAACAUGGAUGUUUUUACAGUUUUCUGUCACCCCUUAUUUGGCAAGGAAACUUGGCUUCAACACCUUGUGGUUUGGUUAUUUACAAACCACGGUUGGUGUAAUCCAGCUGCUUGGGGGUCCGAUGUUUGGAAGGUUUGCAGAUAUUUUUGGAGCUCGAGCAGCUUUGUCUCUGGCGUGUUCUUCCACAGUUGUUUUCUUUCUGCUGCUGGCCAUAGCAGAGAAUCCAGCCAUGCUGUUCAUCCACAAACUCCCAACAAUCUUUAUGCACACUAUAACUGCGUCUCAGAUGGUUGUUACAGACCUUUCAGAACCUGAGAAACGAGCAGAUGCAUUAUCCAAACUAGGUCUGUGUUUUGGCAUCGGUAUGAUAGCUGGCUCCACAUUGGGCGGCCAUCUUAACACACGCUUUGGGGAGACAUUUACUGCAUGUGUUGGUGCUGUCGGGAGUGCCUUCAGUUUACUGUUGGUUUUAAAGUAUAUCCCAAAAACGACCAAAUCUCAAGCUUCAACAACCAACAAAGACGGUGAGAACAAAAGCAAGUCAGUAUUCAACGUGGGAGAGAUCACCAGACUGCUGAAGUUUCCUGGUGUGAAGCGGACUUUCGUUGUGAAGAUAGUUGCAGGUUUGCCGUCAGGCAUUUUUCAAGUGAUGUUCUCCGUCAUUGCGUUGGACUUCUUCAAGCUGAAACCUGAACAGAAUGGAUAUCUGAUGGCUUACUUUGGCAUUGCCUCAAUGGUUAUUCAGGGAGGAGUGGUCGGUCGACUUACAGCGAGAUACUCCGAGAACUCGCUGCUGCUUCUGUCCAUCGCCGUUUCUUCUUUUGUGGGACUGGCUCAGGCUUACAUGCAGGAUGUGUUCCAGUUCUGCCUCACCGUCGUCCCCAUGAUGUUUUCUCUCAGUGUGUUUAAUGUCAUCACAGACAGCAUGCUCACCAAGAGCGUACCGUCCUCCGACACAGGCACGAUGAUGGGACUUUGUGCAUCCGUCCAAUCUCUGCUUCGCACAGUCGGGCCGACUGUUGGCGGCUUCAUGUAUGUGAACUACGGCAUCUCCUCUAUAGGCUUAAUCCAGUUUGUCGUGAACAUCGCGGUGUUUGUGCACCUGCUGCAGCGUCACCUCAGGAUGGCAGCCGAGCAUCAGGAAUGAAAUCUCCAAUUUGUCCACAAACUAUUAGAGUUAAUGGAAAUUCAAUUUUAGAUUUUAUGAACAAUCUGCUCCCAAUGUGAAUGUUUAUAAGUCAUCCUGUCAGUCAUUUACAUGACAUGGUCCAACCUUUACACCUCUUCAUCAUUCAGAUGUUGUUGCUGUUUAAUCUGUGGUGGGGAUUCAGAACUGAACCACUAGAUGGAAGCACAUCCUCCAUUUUACCAGAUGAUACUUUUAUUUUCCAGGGUUCUAUUGAGAUUUAUCUAAACGUCAUUGAAAAGUGAUUAAUUAACAGACCAAUCAACAUCUCUGCUAAGUGAAUAUAGUUAUAUCAUAGCAAUUUAUAAUGAAAGUUUAUUUUCUUAUUUGUCACUGUUUUUCAAAUCUUUUAUAAAAUGAUUUUAUUUUUGUACAUUAAUUCAUCUAAAGGCAGUGAAGUAUUUCAGACAUCCCUCGGCAUUGAAUAGUGUGAAUCUGUGGCAGAAAUAACUGUAAUUGAUACAGUAUAUAAAUAUAAUGAAGAUUUUAUGAAUAUUUCCUUUCCCAUUAUUCAUCUAAUGUCCAUUCAAAUUCACCUUGUGACUCUUUGGAGGGGCCCGAGCCCCAGAUUUGGAACCAGUGAGCUAAAUUACCUGUCAAGUUGUUGAACUUCCUCCACCAACAGUAAAAUGCUACUCAGGCAUUAAUGCAUCAUAAUCUAAUAUAUAAUCUAUAAUGAUGUAUCAUUUACAGGGGGUAUUUUCUGCAGAAUAAAUACUUUUAUUUAAAUGCAAUAUUUAGUACUUUUAUAUUGUUAUAUUGAUAAUUUUACUUAAAUAA